This is a messenger RNA of Cricetulus griseus (Chinese hamster), 2508 nucleotides long. The record is from RefSeq and is a predicted model, not a curated record. Lineage: Eukaryota; Metazoa; Chordata; Mammalia; Rodentia; Cricetidae.
AUGGGGUGCACCUGCCGAGGACGUGCCGGGAAGAAGGGUCUCCGGGCGGUGCCCCUUUUGUCCUACCGCAGCGGUGGCCUGGGCACCGUGCUCCGGGUGACAGCGGGUCCCGAGCGCGGGAGGGUAGGGGAGCGGGAGAGGAGGGAAGGUGCUUCCACCCACCUGUCCGGAUCCUGCCGGCCCUACCGCUACCAUCCCCCUGAAGCUGGCCAGCGGACUCUGCAGGUCUCUGCGGGUCUUGGGGCCCUGGGUCCCAGUGGAGCUCUGCAUUGGAGGAGCUCAGCCCAGGUGGGGAUCCCUGAGAGCCCAGAGGGCCCCGAGGUCACAGAGCCCAGUCGGCUGGUAAGGGAGAGCUCCGGGGGAGAGGUCCGAAAGCACCAAGUGGACACCAGGGUCCGCCAGGAUCCACCCAGGGGGACGCCCGUGCACCUGGCCCAGGUGAGUUUCGUCAUCCCAGCCUUCAACACAAACUUCACCCUGGACCUGGAGCUAAACCAUCACCUCUUGUCCUCGCAGUACGUGGAACGCCACUUCAGCCGGGAGGGGACAACUCAACACAGCACUGGGGCUGGAGACCACUGCUACUACCACGGGAGACUCCGAGGCAACCCACACUCUUUGGCUGCGCUCUCCACUUGCCAGGGACUGCAUGGGGUCUUCUCUGAUGGGAACCUGACUUACAUCAUAGAGCCCAAGGAGAUGGCUGGGCCUUGGGGACCCCCACAGGGACCCCUUCCCCACCUCAUUUACCGGACCCCUCUCCUCCCAGCCCCCCUCGGAUGCAGGGAACCAGGCUGCCUGUUUGCUGUCCCUGCCCAAUCUGCUCCUCCCACCUGGCCCAGGCUGAGAAGGAAAAGGCAGGUACGCAGGGGCCACCCCACAGUGCACAGUGAGACCAAGUAUGUAGAAUUGAUUGUGAUCAACGACCACCAGCUGUUCGAGCAGAUGAGGCAGUCAGUGGUCCUCACCAGCAACUUUGCAAAGUCUGUUGUGAACCUGGCGGAUGUGAUAUACAAGGAGCAGCUCAACACAAGAAUUGUGCUGGUUGCCAUGGAAACAUGGGCAGAUGGGGACAAGAUCCAGGUGCAGGAUGACCUACUGGAGACCCUGGCCCGGCUUAUGGUCUACCGGAGGGAGGGUCUACCUGAGCCCAGUGAUGCCACCCACCUCUUCUCGGGUAGAACCUUCCAGAGCACCAGCAGUGGGGCAGCCUACGUAGGGGGCAUCUGCUCACUGUCCCGGGGUGGAGGUGUGAACGAGUAUGGCAACAUGGGUGCUAUGGCGGUGACCCUGGCCCAGACACUAGGGCAGAACUUGGGCAUGAUGUGGAAUAAACACCGGAGCUCGGCAGGGGACUGCAAGUGUCCAGACAUCUGGCUGGGCUGUAUCAUGGAGGACACUGGGUUCUACUUGCCCCGCAAGUUCUCGCGUUGCAGCAUCGACGAAUACAACCAGUUUCUGCAGGAGGGAGGUGGGAGCUGCCUGUUCAACAAGCCCCUCAAGCUCCUGGACCCUCCCGAGUGCGGGAACGGCUUCGUGGAGGCGGGGGAGGAGUGCGACUGCGGUUCGGUGCAGGAGUGCAGCCGGGCGGGUGGCAACUGCUGCAAGAAAUGCACCCUGACUCACGACGCCAUGUGCAGCGAUGGGCUCUGCUGUCGCCGUUGCAAGUACGAGCCACGAGGUGUCUCCUGCCGAGAAGCGGUGAAUGAGUGUGACAUCGCUGAGACCUGCACCGGCGACUCAAGCCAGUGUCCCCCCAACCUUCACAAACUGGAUGGUUACUACUGUGAUCAUGAGCAGGGCCGUUGCUAUGGAGGCCGCUGUAAAACCCGGGACCGGCAGUGCCAAGCCCUUUGGGGCCAUGGGGCUGCAGAUCGUUUCUGCUAUGAGAAGCUGAAUGUGGAGGGGACAGAGCGUGGGAACUGCGGGCGCAAGGGAUCCGGCUGGGUCCAGUGCAAUAAGCAGGAUGUGCUCUGUGGCUUCCUCCUAUGUGUCAACAUCUCUGGAGCUCCUCGGCUAGGGGACCUGGGGGGAGACAUCAGCAGUGUCACCUUCUACCACCAGGGCAAGGAGUUGGACUGCAGGGGAGGCCACGUGCAGCUAGCUGAUGGCUCAGACCUGAGCUAUGUAGAGGACGGCACAGCCUGUGGGCCCAACAUGCUGUGCCUAGGUCACCGUUGCCUGCCAGCCUCUGCCUUCAACUUCAGCACCUGCCCGGGCAGUGGGGAACGCCGGAUCUGCUCCCACCAUGGGGUUUGCAGCAAUGAAGGGAAGUGCAUUUGCCAGCCAGACUGGACAGGCAAAGACUGCAGCAUCCAUAACCCCCUGCCAACGUCCCCUCCCACUGGGGAGACUGAGAGAUACAAAGGUCCCAGCGGUACCAACAUCAUCAUUGGCUCCAUCGCCGGGGCUGUCCUGGUCGCAGCCAUCGUCCUGGGCGGCACGGGCUGGGGAUUUAAAAACAUCCGUCGUGGAAGGUAUGACCCGACCCAGCAGGGGGCAGUGUGA